This is a messenger RNA of Stylophora pistillata, 2960 nucleotides long. RefSeq names its product neurogenic locus notch homolog protein 3-like. The record is from RefSeq and is a predicted model, not a curated record. Lineage: Eukaryota; Metazoa; Cnidaria; Anthozoa; Scleractinia; Pocilloporidae.
CAACAAGCAUGUGCAAAUCCUUGAACAUUUCUGACAGCAAUUUGAAAAGCUGCAUAUUCGAUGUCGCCAUGACCAAUGACACGACAUUCACUGAUCAGGAAACCUUCAAGCAAGACUGUCCAGACCAAUGCUCAGGCAAGGGGAGAUGUGUCAAUGGAACAUGUAAAUGCAUCGAAGGCUGGACGGGGAAGAGUUGUGAAAAAGGCUCUUGUUUGAACUGUUCAACAAUCCAUGGAGAGUGCGUUAAGGGAUUUUGUGUCUGUAACCUGGGCUGGGAAGGACGAAGCUGUGAACAAGAAGCCACUUGCUUAGGAGUUAACAACUGUACAAGCCCUGCACACGGCAAUUGUAAAACGACAGACGUUUGCCAGUGUAAUUCUGGUUACAUAGGUGCUGACUGCAGUAUUGUUCCAACUUGCUACAACGUAUCAGAUUGUACUGGAAAUGGAAUCUGUGUGGAUUUCGAUGUUUGCAAAUGCAACAUAGGAUGGACUGGAAACAAUUGUACUCAAUACUCUUGCGAACAAUUGGAUUACUGCUCUGAACACGGUAGCUGCAAGACAUUUGACAAAUGCACCUGCGAUUAUGGCUGGACCGGAGUAAGCUGCGCCCUUCCUGACUGUGAAGCUGUCAAUCAAUGUUCCAAAAAGGGAGAGUGCAUCUCUAGCGACAAGUGUCGCUGUUUUCCAGGAUUUGUCGGAGCGAAUUGCAGUCAGUUGGCGGACUGCAGUCAUCUUGCAAACUGCAGCGGCCAAGGCGUUUGCGUUUCCACGGAGUUGCUGAAUGUGUCGUGCAGUUGCUACCUUGGAUUCACUGGCGAUAACUGCAGUCAGCCUACUUGCACAACCAUGAACAACUGUUCUUCCCAUGGCGCAUGCGUGGAAGCUGAGCUUUGCAAAUGUGACCCGGGAUACAAUGGAACUGACUGCAGUAACUUUUCUUGUGAGGCUGUCAACUAUUGCUCAGGCCAUGGAAAAUGUAUUGGCUAUGACCUCUGCCUCUGCAAUACCUCCUGGUCGGGUCGAGCAUGCAGCGUUCCUGAUUGCAGUGCUGUGAAAAAUUGCUCUGGCCAAGGAGACUGUAUCUUUCCUGGCACUUGUUAUUGUUAUCCAGCGUUUGAUGGAGAAUACUGUGACCUUGAGGCAAAAACAAACAUCAAUCCGCCAGAAUUUAACCAAACAUUUUAUAGUGCUUCCAUUCUGGAAAAUUCUCCUGUAGGAACGAUGAUUUUACAAGUAAAAGCCAAUGAUACAGACUUAGGAAGAAACGGUCAAAUAUUUUACGCCAUACGUGGUGAUGAUAAAGUAGAAAGUAUACUCACUGUUGAUGGACAAUCUGGAAACAUUUACAGCGCACAGACACUAGACUUUGAGACAAAUGCGGUAAAAUCUUUCAACGUGACCGUGGUUGCAUCAGAUAACGGAUUUCCACAGAAAUCUGGAAUCGCCAUGGUACAGAUAACACUACUGGAUGCAAAUGACAAUUGUCCAACUAUCGUCGAGCCAUCAGGAGAUCUAAAACUAGAAUACGCUACUCUUACUCCCGGAGAAACCGUGACCAAAGUUUCUGCCGUUGACUUGGACAGUGGAGUAAACAGCGACAUAACUUACAGCCUAUCCAAAAAUGACGUGUUCUCUAUUCAUCCUAAAACUGGCGUGGUUACCGUGGUGUCCGGCUUGACGAAGAAAAUUUAUGAUCUCACAGUUAGUGCCAGUGACAAUGGGGACGUUUCUUGCAUAACAGACAUCAGUUUGACAAUUGAAAUCGAGAACAUUCCCACAACAACGCCCUCGUCCAUAUUUACCGAUCCCUCCACGAACAGGAGACCUGAAUCCUCACCUACCAAUAGAGCCUCUAAGUUCCCUUCCCAUAGUGCGUCUACGUUCCCUACACAUAGUGUGUCUCAGUUGCCUGACACUACAGCAUCGACAAGAGUGACUUCUUCACAUUUACCAACGGAGGCAGGUGCAGUUCCUCAGAAAGGUCCCAAUUAUGUUAUUAUUGGUGGAUCUGCUGCUGGAGGAGUACUGCUGCUAUUGCUCGCAGCACUGGUGAUCAGAAAAUGUCUUUGCAAAGCCAGGACAUCUUCAGAAAAACAACCGAGAGGGAAACUGAAUGCUGGUGUUGAUAUUGAGCUGUCCACAGUAGCUAAGAGUAUUUGAGAACAUAUUGUAUCUGAUAACAGGUUGAAAAAGAAAGUUUUCCAAGAAAGAAAUAUCCUGAGAUGCCUGUGAUCGCAUAAUUUAGCCAAAAAUUCGGUGGUAGAGAGGAGCUUCUACAACUCAACAAAGGAGUUGAUAGCAGUAUGUUCUUAGAAUUAUCAUUGCAAUGCCAGUGCCAGAAUUAGAUUACUCUUAUGUUAAGACUUCUAUAGUGGAAGCAGCAGUGGCAGUAACGGUGGCAGUAACGGUAGCAGUUGUAGCAGCAAUGGCAGAAGCAGAAAGCCAUAGUAGUAGGGUUAACAGUGGCAGUUGUCCAACAUAAACAUAAACAUACAUGUAUCAGUCACGGAUAAUAACUGGUUUCAAAUCUCUAGUUGCCAAUAUAAGUAAAAAGGGAGAGGGCCAUGAAACAAUAUGCAAAGGAAAGAAAAGGGUGUUUUCCUAAUAAAAAAAUGAUAAUUUCAAUUACAGUGAUUAAGCAUAAAUGUAUUUUUGUAGAUGCAUGAUUUACUUGUGAUAUAGGUUUGAAAAAAAGAAUAAUUGGUUGCCAAUUUUGUAAUGUAAUGUAAAAGGUCACAGUUAUGUGUAUACCCAGUUAUAAGAAAAUUGUCAUGGGGAGUAGAUGAAAGUAAUUUUCCAGAACAUCCCUCCUCAUCAGAACCCCUCAUUACUGAUGUGACCUGAUUUCUAAAAUAAAAAAGGAGAGAAAAGAUGAGAAAAAAUAAAAAGGUAGCUAGCGUUAGGCGAAUUCAUAGGAAAGAAUAAACCGCUCUGAGAACCGAGCCGUGACAUUGAAAA